Messenger RNA from Bombina bombina (fire-bellied toad), 4226 nucleotides. It is a transcript of the gene XPO4, whose product is annotated as exportin 4. Gene Ontology annotation, molecular function: nuclear export signal receptor activity. Lineage: Eukaryota; Metazoa; Chordata; Amphibia; Anura; Bombinatoridae. The record is from RefSeq and is a predicted model, not a curated record. Gene Ontology annotation, biological process: protein export from nucleus. Gene Ontology annotation, cellular component: nuclear pore; cytoplasm.
ACAGAGCCCAUGAUGGCGGCGCUGGGUGCGAGUGAAGUGAUCGCCCAGCUAGAGAGCGCUGCCAAAGUUUUAAUGGCACCGCCAUCCAUGGUGAAUAAUGAACAACGACAGCAGGCAGAGCAUGUUUUCCUGUCCUUCAGAAAAUCCAAAUCCCCUUUUGCAAUUUGUAAGCACAUACUUGAAACUAGUAAAGUGGAUUAUGUCCUUUUUCAAGCUGCCACAGCGAUAAUGGAAGCAGUUGUAAGAGAAUGGAUCCUCUUAGAAAAAAGUAGCAUAGAGUCACUACGGACAUUCCUUUUAACCUACGUCUUACAGCGGCCAAACCUGCAGAAAUAUGUGAGAGAACAAAUCCUUUUGGCUGUUGCAGUUAUAGUAAAACGAGGAUCUUUAGAUAAAUCAAUUGAUUGCAAGAGCAUUUUCCAUGAAGUUGGCCAGUUAAUAAGCAGUUGUAACCCCACAGUGCAAACAUUGGCAUGCUCCAUAUUAACCGCACUACUAAUAGAGUUUUCCAGUUCAAGUAAAACCAGUAACAUAGGUCUAAGCAUGGAGUUUCAUGGGAACUGCAAAAGAAUAUUUCAGGAAGAAGACCUACGGCGGAUUUUCAUGAUGACAAUAGAGGUUUUACAAGAAUUCAGCAGACGGGAGAACCUUAACGCACAAAUGUCUUCAGUAUUCCAGCGGUACCUUGCACUGGCUAAUCAAGUUUUAAGCUGGAACUUUCUGCCUCCAAAUUUGGGCAGACAUUAUAUAGCUAUGUUUGAGUCCUCCCAAAAUGUGAUGCUGAAGCCGACUGAGUCCUGGCGUGAAUCCCUCCUGGACAGAAGAGUCAUGGAGCUUUUCUUUACACUUGAUAAAGAUGACAUGGUGUACAUGGAAGCAUAUGACAAGCUACUGGAGUCCUGGCUUACCUUGGUACAAGAUGAUAAACAUUUCCACAAAGGAUUCUUUACUCAGCAUGCCGUCCAGGUUUUUAACUCCUACAUUCAGUGCCAUUUAGCAGCUCCUGAAGGCACAAGAAACUUGACUGCCAAUGGUGUGGCCUCGCGGGAAGAAGAAGAAAUUAAUGAAAUCCAAGAAGAUGAUAGGGACUUGUUUUCUGACCAGCUUGCCAGCGUGGGUAUGCUGGGUCGUAUUGCCUCAGACCACUGCAUACCCCUGCUUACAAGCUUGUUAGAAGACAGAGUAACGAGGCUUCACGGUCAGCUGCAACGGCACCAGCAGCAAUUACUGGCCUCCCCAGGGGAAGGCUCUAUAGAUGAAAAUAAAGUUCUCGAUGACCUGUAUGAGGACAUACAUUGGCUUAUUUUAGUUACAGGCUACCUCUUAGCUGAUGAUACUCAGGGUGAGACUCCAUUAAUUCCUACAGAAAUAAUGGAAUAUUCCAUUAAGCAUUCAACUGAGGUCGACAUCAACACAACUUUGCAAAUACUGGGAUCACCUGGCGAGAAGGCCUCAUCAAUACCAGGAUGUAACAGAACAGAUUCUGUCAUAAGGUUGCUAUCUGCUGUUUUGAGAGCUUCAGAAGUUGAGUCUCGAGCAACAAGAGCAGAUUUAACGCAUCUCCUAAGCCCACAGAUGGGAAAAGAUAUUGUAUGGUUCUUGAAACGGUGGGCAAAGACCUACCUCCUCGUUGAUGAAAAGCUUUAUAACCAGAUAAGUUUGCCAUUUAACACUGCGUUUGGAGCAGACACCGAAGGUUCGCAAUGGAUGAUUGGUUAUCUUCUGGAAAAAGUCAUCAGCAAUCUCUCUGUGUGGAGCUCUGAGCAGGAUCUGGCAAAUGAUACCGUCCAACUGCUGGUUACAUUGGUGGAAAGGCGGGAGAGAGCCAAUUUGGUAAUUCAGUGUGAAAACUGGUGGAAUUUAGCCAAACAGUUUGCUAGAAGAAGUCCGCCCCUUCACUUGCUCUCCAGCUCUGUACAGAGGACUUUGAUGAAGGCUUUGGUUUUAGGAGGAUUUGCACAUAUGGACUCUGACACAAAGCAGCAGUACUGGACUGAGGUCCUGCAACCUCUUCAACAGAGGUUUUUGAAUGUAAUAAAUCAAGAAAACUUCCAGCAGAUUUGCCAAGAGGAGGAGGUAAAGCAGGAAAUCACAGCCACACUGGAAGCCUUGUGCGGCAUUGCAGAGGCCACACAGAUAGACAAUGUGGCAAUUCUCUUCAACUUCCUCAUGGACUUUCUAACCAAUUGCAUUGGGUUAAUGGAAGUUUAUAAAAACACACCAGAGACUGUGAACCUCAUCAUAGAAGUUUUUGUAGAAGUUGCACAUAAACAAAUUUGUUACCUAGGGGAGUCAAAAGCUAUGAACUUGUAUGAAGCCUGUCUGACUCUAUUGCAAGUGUAUUCUAAGAACAACCUUGGGAGGAAACGUGUUGAUGUUGCUGCUGAGGAGGACCAGUACCAAGAUCUUCUGCUAAUCAUGGAACUCCUUACAAAUCUCCUCUCCAAAGAAUUCAUUGACUUCAGUGAUACAGAUGAAGUGUUUAGACCACACGAACAGGGACAAGCUACCAACAGACCUGUAUCAGCAGCAGAUGUGGUUUUGUAUGGCGUAAAUAUUGUACUACCCUUAAUGUCACAAGAUUUAUUAAAGUUUCCAUCCUUAUGUAAUCAGUACUACAAGCUCAUCACGUUUAUAUGUGAGAUCUUUCCAGAGAAGAUUCCACAGCUUCCAGAGGACUUGUUUAAGAGUCUGAUGUAUUCCCUUGAAUUAGGGAUGACUGCGAUGAGUUCAGAGGUUUCCCAGCUUUGUCUGGAAGCAUUAACACCUCUGGCUGAACAGUGUGCUAAAGCACAAGAGACAGAUUCCCCUCUGUUAGCAGCAACAAGGCACUUUCUCAAGCUGGUUUUUGACAUGCUUGUUUUACAAAAACACAACACUGAAAUGACAACGGCUGCAGGUGAAGCAUUUUACACUUUGGUCUGUUUAAAUCAGGCAGAGUAUGCUGAAUUGGUAGAAACCUUAUUGUCGAGUCAGCAGGAUCCUCUAAUCUACCAGCGGUUAGCCGAUGCCUUUAACAAACUUACAGCAAGCAGCACUCCUCCCACGCUAGAUCGCAAGCAGAAGAUGUCAUUCCUCAAGAGCUUAGAGGAGUUCAUGGCCAAUGUUGGUGGCCUCCUUUGUGUUAAAUAGGAGGCAGAACUGUGUAGACCCUUUCUGCAAAAUGCACUGAAAAGUUCAGGUGGCUGUAUAAAUCCCCGACCUGCUCUCAGGGCUCUUACAUACAUUUUUAGUUGUAUUAAAGAGCCCGACUAUUUAACUUAAUUAGGGACUUCAAGAUGAUUUUGGCCCGUAAGACUGUUUGUGUAGCACUUGUGUGCUACGAUGAUGAAUGGGUAAAUGUAUUUUUUUAAACAAGUUUCCAUAUGCCUGCAAGCAGUUUUUAGGCACAGAUCCAGCUUUUUGCAGUGCCUUUUCUCUUAUAUUCCCUUGGUCAGAAGCAUACUGCCUGAUGAAUGAUUUUAUAGAAUGAUUUUUGUUUUUCAAUACCAUGUUUGACUGAAAUAUGAUUAACACCAACAUGAAAAGGUGUUAAAGCAGCAGUGAGAGUUUUUUUUUAAACUUCUCCCACCCCCGUACCCUGCUUCUGAUUCAAUGGCAAAACCAAAUGGCAUUUUUUAAGAAAAAGAGAAAAAAAAAGAAAAAAAAAACUUCUGUGGGGUUAUUUUUGUGUAGACAAACCAAGCCUUGCAUGUUUCUUUUUUUCUACUUUCUGUCCAGCCUGAAGUCCAGAAAAGUGGGGAAAAUUAUGUAUAUUUUUCGUUUCUUAGAACGAAUCUUAGGAAUUUGUCACCAUUUCAUUGCCUUAAAAAAUUAUUUCUAUGUGUAUAUAUAUAUGUAUAUGGUUUGGUACUAUUCCCAGAGCAAGUUUUAAUGUUCAAGAGGUGUUUGGGAUCCAGCAUUGACCUCUUGUGUAGAAACUACAGUCUAAACUUCUGUUUUCUGGGAACAUCUCAGAUGCAAGGACCUUAUGAGCGUACUUCAGUUUGCACACCCAAAUACAGCUUCUAUAUAUAUAUUUGUGUUUUUUUUUCUUUUUAUUCUCAGAUGGACUGUUAGUUUCAGCAAUACUGAUUGAAAGGGUGUGAGCUGCAAAUUUAUACACUUUUUUUUUACGUUGGGGCAUUAGGUGAUGCAAAUUAUGCUUACUGUGCAGUCAAAUGUUUCCCAUUUGUUUUUUGUUUUUCUUUUUUUAAAUUUGUAUAAAAUGUACAGUAUGAACAUCA